Molecule: messenger RNA, 1423 nt
Organism: Dryobates pubescens (Downy woodpecker)
Lineage: Eukaryota; Metazoa; Chordata; Aves; Piciformes; Picidae
Gene: B3GNT9
Product: UDP-GlcNAc:betaGal beta-1,3-N-acetylglucosaminyltransferase 9
Exons: 2
Coding region: 20-1423 (467 amino acids)
Cellular component (GO): membrane
Molecular function (GO): hexosyltransferase activity
Source: RefSeq, a predicted model, not a curated record
UUCACUCCAGGGCUGAGGAAUGUCUGUCCAUAACCACAUCCAGAUGUGCCUCCUUGGCAGCCCGCUGCCGAGACACAAGCGGGGCGGCGCGGGACCGGCGCUCUCGAGCGGGAGAUGGACAUUGGUGCUGGGCAGAUCAGACACAGCUCUUAACAGGUCCAGGAACACCGUGGAGACCAUGAGAGUUCGUCUCAAAGGCGAUGCGAUCUGUACCCUCCUCCUGGCGGUGGCACUUUGCUCUUUACUCUACUCCCAGCUGGAACAUUUGGUCCCAGCAGGAAACAAGGAGCUGACGCAGAAGCAGCCUUCAGUAACACCAAAAGUAGUCUCUGACCCCAGAGGGCCUCAGAGACCAACGCCAGCACAGGCAGCGGUGCCCAGACCUCAAGUAACUCUCGCUGUGAGACGGAAGGAAGCGGCCAGCGAUGGGGUCCAAACCGCAACGCCAGCCCCAGCGACCGAUCCUGCCUUCAACUUCAAGCUCUAUCUCCUAAACAAGGACAAGAGGAACUUCAAUCUUCUCAUUAACCAGCCCAAGAAAUGCAGGAGAACCCCAGGAGGUCCCUUCCUGCUCAUCGCUAUCAAGUCGGUAGUCGAGGACUUCGACAGGCGCGAGAUCGUCCGGAAGACCUGGGGCAGGGAGGGGCCGGUGAACGGGGAGCAGAUCCAGCGGGUGUUCCUCCUGGGCACGCCGAGGAACAGGACAGCGCUGGAAACCUGGGAGGCCCUGCUGCAGCAGGAGAGCCAGGCCUACAGGGACAUCUUACUCUGGGACUUCACGGACACCUUCUUCAACCUGACCCUGAAGGAGAUCCACUUCCUCAGCUGGGCGGCCGAGUUCUGCCGCAGCGCCAAGUUCAUCUUCAAGGGCGACGCCGACGUCUUCGUGAACGUGGAGAACAUCGUCGCCUUCCUGCAGCGGCAGGACCCCGCCCAGCACCUCUUCGUGGGGGACAUCAUCCACCGGGCCCGGCCCAUCCGCCUGCGCGCCAGCAAGUACUACAUCCCCGAGAGCGUGUACGGGCUCAGCGUGUACCCCGCCUACGCGGGAGGGGGAGGCUUUCUGCUCUCCGGCCACACGCUGGGGAAGCUCUCCGGGGCCUGCGCGGAGGUGGAGCUCUUCCCCAUCGACGACGUCUUCCUGGGCAUGUGCCUGCAGAGGCUCAACCUCCAGCCCGUGUCGCACGAAGGCUUCAAGACCUUCGGCAUCGCGAAGCCUUCUGCCGCCCCGCACCUCCAGACCUUUGACCCUUGCUUCUACAAGGACCUGAUGGUGGUUCACAGCCUGAAAGUGGCCGAGAUCUGGCUAAUGUGGAACCUGCUCCACAGCCCACGGCUCUCCUGCACUCAGAAGAAGCAAGUGAGGAAACCCUUCCAGUGGAAGGUGAAGGCUCAGACGCCGCAGGCGCCCGCCCUUGGGUAA